Messenger RNA from Musa acuminata AAA Group (dessert banana), 807 nucleotides. RefSeq lists its product as uncharacterized. The coding region runs from base 260 to 541 and encodes 93 amino acids. The transcript has 3 exons. The record is from RefSeq and is a predicted model, not a curated record. NCBI's taxonomy places the organism in Eukaryota, Viridiplantae, Streptophyta, Magnoliopsida, Zingiberales, Musaceae.
GUCGGCAAUAUUAGAAUGGCGGCAUCCCAGAGGAAUCGCAGUAAAAGUGGGUUGCGUGAGGCAUCAGCUUGCGGCCGGGCAGAGAGGGUCCCACAUGAGAGGCUGACGUGGCUUGCAGAAUCUCCUCCAUCUCGUCUCUGCCAAUGGUAUCUCAUCUCCCACGUGACCGCCGGCCCCUUCGUUACGCAGUGGUCUUCCUUAAGAACUCCAACCACACCCCCUCUUCGCCUUCGGCAAAAGGGCUUUGUCUGCUUCGGCCAUGGGCGACUCUUCUUCACCAGCCUCCUACAUCCGCAUGGUGCAGCUCCUGAUCGAGAAGUGCCUUAUCUUCCACAUGAACAAGGACGAGUGCGUGGAAGCUCUCUCCAAGCACGCCGCCAUCGAUCCUGUCAUCACUUCCACCGUGUGGACCGAGCUGGAAAAGGAGAACAAAGAGUUCUUCGAGGCGUACUCGAAGAACCGAGAGGAGAGUGUAAUGGAGAUGAUGCGGGAGAUGGUCACGGAAAUGGCUUCCCGAGACCCAGAGGAUGACGAGGGCUAAGAUGGCAUCCAUCAAUCCAAAUUAUAUAUACUGUAAUUAAGGAAGACGGGCGGGGGAGGCAAAGAUGAGAAGGUAGAGCAAAUAAGCUCCCGGAGAAGAAGAACCUACGGCUACUGUGGGUUUGUGCAGGACUCAGGAUCUGCCGAUGGGGACAUGAUGCUACGCUUAAUUGGCAGCUUAUGCGUAUCAUUGCCAAUGUGUAUAUUGAUUGAUGUGUCCAAAUUGCAAUGGAAUGGACGUGUAGGCUUUGGCUUGGCUUGUUUGAA